Molecule: messenger RNA, 1641 nt
Organism: Pomacea canaliculata
Lineage: Eukaryota; Metazoa; Mollusca; Gastropoda; Architaenioglossa; Ampullariidae
Product: protein shisa-5-like
Exons: 4
Coding region: 137-772 (211 amino acids)
Source: RefSeq, a predicted model, not a curated record
AGAACAUCAGUACCUGGAGGAGAAGGGCGAGGUGACGUCAUGUUGUGACAACAACGGCCACGCGACCGGUCGUUAAGGCCGUGGGUAGACCUGCUGUCAGUUCCAGCCUCCCAGACAGACCAGGCCGUGUGGCAGGAUGGCGCCGUGGCUGUGCCGAGCUGUGGUCCUCAGUCUGUUGACAGGUUUAGCGGCCUGUGGCAGCUACUGUACCUUCUCAACCUACAGUAGCUACUACUCCUACUACUACGACACCUACAAGUACUGUACGUACGGCUGCUGCACCUUUGACUGCUGCUCCUACAGCUACGACACAGUCAGCACCGUCUACAGUUACAGCGCUUUGGCCGCCAUCAUCGCUGGAAGUGUCGUCGGCGGCAUUCUCUUCAUCUCGGGCGUCGUUGCCAUCGUCUGCUGCUGCAUUAAGAGCAAGUCACGACCGGGCCGUGUGAUACAACCGACAACUGGUACCUCCGGCAACUUGACGGUCGUCAGCUCAGCAAGCAACACAAACCAGUUGUUGUCAGCUCAGCCAGGCCUUAGUGCUCCAUAUGGUCCGCAGUAUGGUCCGCAGUAUGGUCCGCAGUAUGGUCCGCAGUAUGGUCAGCAGUAUGGUCAGCAGUAUGGUCAGCAGUAUGGUGCACAGUUUUCAGGGCCACCACCCUACCAACCUCAGCCAGCUCCCUCUGUCAACAAUGGAGGACAACCACCGCCGUCUCAUACCUACGGUGACCUGUCAUAUCCUCCCACCAGUUCAGGAUACCCUGCUUCCUAGGGGACAGCACCCAGUGGACCACUUAUGUUGAGUGGAGUGUGAGAAGUCAGUAAUACAGACUUCCUGUUGUAUAGAGAAAGUUUCAACAUUCUUCAUAGUCAAUAUGAAAGGACUCUUGAAGGUUAUAAUAAGUAAAUCUCAAAGUUCUGUGUCUGGGAUGAGAAUUUAGAGGUUCUGUGUUACUACAACAGCUCUGGGACUUGGUUAUUAAAGCAAAUGGAUUAAAAAAAACUACAAGAAGGAGAAAUGUUUUGCUUUUUGGCUUAAACAUAUGUUACAACUUUUUUUUUUUACAAUUUUGUAACGACAGUUAUAGUUGGUUGGAAAGUAUGAUUUCUCUCCAGAACUGAAAAUGAAUGUUUUAGAAAAGAUGCGAAUGUCUCAUCUGCCAGAACACGACUGAAGGUAUCUCAAAGCCUGGUGCUGAGAACGAGGACACGUGACCACGCCCCCUCUCCCUGCUGUCCCCUGGCUCCCCAUCCCUGUGGUGUCCAGUGCCAGCUGUCCACGCCCCUACUCCUCAGCAAACUCACGAAACUCGUGGUCCUUACUGCUUGUUACCCAAGUCCUCUGUGCAUCUUCUGUUUGUCUUUUAUUCAAUCAGUAUUGUUGUUCAUCCUUCCGUCCGUCGUGUGCUGCCCGUGUCUCGCUCUUGUCUCAAGUGCUGAGGGGCGCUGCGCUCCUUCGUGAGCCUAUGUUGUGCAGCAAUCACACCUUUCUUCUUCUUCUUACUAUUAUUGAACUUUGGAUCAGUGUUUAUCUAUAGAAGGUUUGAGGUCUGUGUUUUAAUGUGCAUAACAAUUUGAUCUUAGUGCUCAUGUAUAAGACUUUGGGUCUGUGUAAACACAAUAAACAUUUUUGUAGUUUCA